This is a messenger RNA of Liolophura sinensis, 1890 nucleotides long. RefSeq names its product mediator of RNA polymerase II transcription subunit 28-like. NCBI's taxonomy places the organism in Eukaryota, Metazoa, Mollusca, Polyplacophora, Chitonida, Chitonidae. The coding region runs from base 16 to 618 and encodes 200 amino acids. The record is from RefSeq and is a predicted model, not a curated record. Gene Ontology annotation, cellular component: mediator complex. The transcript has 4 exons.
CAGAACAAACAAAGCAUGGCAGGUCCGCCAACCACUUCGUUUCCUUCUACGAACGCUUCUGGUGGUCAUUUGGUGGAAGAUUUAGAAUCAGCUUUUCAGGACUGCAUAAAGACCCUCACUGCCCAGGAGUAUUUUAAUGCAAGUGAUUCUGAUGAAGUGAAAUCAAGUGUAGAGCAAAACCUUCAGAAGUUUCUAGACCUGGCCAGGCAAACUGAGGCAGUAUUUCUGCAGAAAAGGCUGUUGGUGUCAGUGAAAAAACCUGAACAAGUUGUGAAAGAGGACAUCCAAGAACUGAGGCAGGAGUUAAUGCGAAAGGAAGCAAUGCUUGUAAAACACCAAGAGAAGCUUCAGCAGUGGCAGAACCUGAUGAGGUCUAUACAGUCUGGACAGCCAGUGCCUAAUCAAGCAGCAACAGGCCUAUCUCACCCAAACCAACCGUCCCAACAGGGCAUGCCCACAAACUUACCCCACCCAGGACAGCACUCCCAACAGGGGCAGCAGCCUGCCUCCCAGUCUAUGAUGAUAGGUGGGCAGGGACACCCAUAUAGUGGGGGACCAGGACCUUUGGCCUACCUGGAACAGACCAUGUCAAAUAUUGGUAUGCCAGAGAGACGAUGAUAUCUGGGACAUGGGUUCUUUGGUAUCCCUGAGAGACUUUGACUCUUUGUGCAGAACGACAGCAUUUGUGUGGUUCAUAGGUUUAUUGGUUUAUUGCCAGAGAGGACACUGUGUGGGACAUACGAGUAAGUCCUGAGAGGCUCGGACACUGUGUGGCACAUACCAGUCGGUCCUGAAAGACCUUGACACCGUAUUGAACAUUGACACUUUGUGAAUUAUAGAUUUACAGGCAUGCCAGGGAGAACAAACUCUCACACAUUGCAGUGGUAUCCUUUAAAGACGACGCUUUGUGUGGAACACUUAUCGGCAUACCAGACAAAUGCUGACACUAUGACAUUUUCUGUAAAUCAUAGGUCUGUUGUUACGCCAGAGAUGAUGACACUAUGUGUUGAUCAUGGGUCUGUUGGUAUGCCAGAGGUGAUGAAACUUGUGUGCAGAUCAUAGGUCUAUUGGUAUAUAGGGAUGAUGACACAGUGUGUGGAUCAUAGGUUUAUUGGUGAGCCAGAGAUGAUGACAGUGUGUGUGGAUCAUAGGUUUAUUGGUGAGCCAGAGAUGAUGACAGUGUGUGUGGAUCAUAGGUUUAUUGGUGAACCAGAGAUGAUGACACUGUGUGGAUAAUAGGUCUGUUGGUAUGCCUGAGAUGAUGACAUUUUGUAUGGAUCAUGGGUUUAUUGCUAGGCCAGAGAUGAUGACACUGUGUGGAUCAUAGGUCUAUUGGUAUGCCAGAGAUCAUGACAGUGUGUGUGGAUCACAGGUCUAUUGGUAUGCCAGGGAUAAUGACACUUUGUGUGGAUCAAAGGUCAGUUGGUGUGCCAGAGAUGAUGAUACUGUGUAGAACAAAGGUCUGGUGGAAGUCACGAGAAUUAAACACUUUGCAUGGAGUAUACAGAUAUUAUAGUACCAUUAAUGUGUAACCGGUAAAUCUUGUGCUAAAUGCAUCAGCUUAUUCCACCUACAUGUACAUAUAAUUACGCCCGGCUUGGAUUUAUCUCCCUUUAAUCUGUUGUCCAGAUUGAAGGGAGGUAAAUCCCAAGGCUGUUUACAUGGACAAGCUUUUGAAUGAAUGUUUAUCAAUAAUUUUUGAAGUAAUAUGAUGUCCAGGAUCUAUAUUGGUGCUGUUUUGAGAGAUCCAUUUGAAUCUCCUUCUGAACCUGUGUAAUUGUGAAAACUUUCACUAUGUUUAUAUGGUUUCUUGAUGUCCUGAAAUAGACUAAUCCAGCCGUCAUUUUGUCUCUAGGAUCAAAUUAUAAAAAUGUAAAAUUGCAUCCGUUC